Molecule: messenger RNA, 2767 nt
Organism: Macrobrachium nipponense
Lineage: Eukaryota; Metazoa; Arthropoda; Malacostraca; Decapoda; Palaemonidae
Product: WD repeat-containing protein 75-like
Exons: 16
Coding region: 100-2610 (836 amino acids)
Biological process (GO): positive regulation of transcription by RNA polymerase I; positive regulation of rRNA processing
Cellular component (GO): nucleolus
Molecular function (GO): protein binding; RNA binding
Source: RefSeq, a predicted model, not a curated record
CCACCUACUACUACUACUUCCACAACGCUGAUCGCCAAACAUGUGGGAAAUGUUGGAAUUGUCAAGUGUUUGAUUUGUUUAAUUUUAAAAUAAUUUAAGAUGGCGAAGGACUCGAGCGUCGACUAUUACUGGGGGCCUUUAAUUCAAUGCAAGCCGAUUGUCACCUCUAGUUCAAAAUUUUUAGUUGUGGCAUUGGGGUCUGCCUUAAGAAUAUUCAGCACAUCAAGUGGUAGCCUUUUGAGAAUACUGAGAGGACACAACCAUGAGGUUGUUGGCUUUGCAUUGUUAGAUGAUGCUGAAGAUAAUUUCAUAUCUUGUGAUGAGUCAGGAAAGUUAUGUCGCUGGAGCUUACAGGUAGAUGUGAAGAGAAGCCCAUUGGUACAGACAUGUAAUCUGUUAGAACAGUACACAAAAAAUAAAUGCAAGGUUGUGAACUUUGUCUCAAGUGGGAAUCUGAAGGCAGUAGUGUUUGGUGUCCUGGAAGAAGAUAAAGAUCUAGAGAAACUCAUCGUUUACACGUCCAAGUCUGGAUCGAAGAUGAAAGGCUUAAGACGGUCAUAUCUCAAAUCAUCAGUCAAACUUGGUCACGGCAAGAUUGCCUUGUCACCAAAUGGUGAUUUUGUGGUUUGGCUAAAGAAACAGGAACUCAGAGUCAAAUCUUUGGUUUCUGCGGAUUAUCGCAGGCAUUUUGUUGGCGUUCGAGAGAUAACGUGCAUGGCUUGCCAUCCCUCAAAGUUAUCAGUUGCUACCGGGGACUGCACUGGCCGAGUAUUGUUGUGGUAUCAGCUGUAUAAGCAACCUGUUAAAACUGAGCUACAUUGGCACUCUCUUCCAGUUUCAGACUUGGCCUUCUCAAGAACAGGUGCUGAGUUGUACAGUGGGGGUGCAGAAUGCGUCCUGGUGAAGUGGCAAAUCACAGAAGGCAAAAAACACUUCUUGCCACGUCUGGGGAUGCCCAUCAAAUACGUCGUGACAGAUACGAAGAACAACAAGAUUGUUUGUGCCCAUAUUGAUAGUGCUUUUACGGUUAUAUCUGCCAGAGAUUGUCGGCUGGAGGGCUCAAUACAGGGACUGUCCUUAAGUAUAGAUGAUGCAGACCCUUACCCAGCUGGUAUAGUCUAUGAUCCCAGGACAAGAGCUAUUGUCAUUAAUGGAAAAUCAGGUCAUCUUCAGUUUUAUGAUCUCAGCCACAAUAAACUACUGUAUCAGCUAGACAUUGUGAGGGAGAACUUCAUAAAUCCAGAGCGUGAUGUGAAAAUGUACAAUACAGAGGUGAAAAAGGUAGCCAUAUCACCUGAGGGAACUUGGCUGGCCACUGUUGAAUGUAGAGAUGACUUUCAGUCUUCUAUAGAAAUCCGGCUGAAAUUCUGGCAAUUUGACAGUGAAAAACAAAGCUGGUUCUUGAACACUGGAAUAGAGUUACCGCAUGAUAAGUAUGUUAAUGGUUUAGUAUUUGAUCCGUCUUCAGAGUCGUCGAGUACUGCCGUCUGUGCAUCUUGUUCUGAUGAUGGAAAAUUCAAAAUUUGGGAAGUGUUUGACAGUUCAGAUAUAUACAAACAAAGCUUUACAUGGAGCUGUCAGAAGACUGGCAUCUAUCGUCAUUUGCCAGCAAAAGCUGUAACGAUUGCUCCAGAUGGAUCACUUGUUGCUGCUGGUUUUGCUAAUAUACUUACCAUCUGGACACCCGACCAGUGUCAUUUGAAGGGAACAUUGUCACAACCUUAUUUGAAAGAAAAUUUGCUGCAAAUAGAAUUUGGCAGAACAGCAAGUUGCGGAUCGAUGGUGAUUACUCGAAGUGAGAGCUGGUUAUGUGGCUGGAAUUUGUUUACAUGCACACUAUCUUGGAGGGUUAUGAUUAACUCCACUUGUAUGGCUGUUGAUCCUGUGACUUCUUUUGUGGUUGUCUUCUCAAAUAAAUGUGAUGCUUUCAUGUUUGAACCACGAAACAUGCAAAUGCCAACAAGACUAGAAAAUAUAAUAACCAGUCCAGCUCUUUGUGCUGCGUUUAUUCCACGUGAGAAGAAGGUCACAUUAAGCACGCCCUGGAAUGAGGAAAGUCAGUUGUUCAUCAUUGACAAAGCACAGAGACUCAAGCUUAUUGAACCAAAAGGAGACAUACAUGCAGCUGAAGCUGCGAUAGAAGGAUUAGUUCAAAAGCUCGUGCAAGACACUGUUGCGCUUCCUGCGCCAACUCCGUUUUCUUCUCUUUUGGCUCAAACCCGAGCAUCAGAUGUUGUUGAUAGAAAGACCAGUCAAGUAGGCUCAGCUGCAUAUGGUGUUAGAGUACAAAACUCAUCUGCUUUGUUGGCAAAGGUCUUGAAUGAAGCUCGUGUUUACAGAUUAGAUGACUUUGCCACUUUAGCGAGAGAAUACUUCCAACUUAUUAUUCCUGAAGCUGUAACAAGCAAGGAAAAGAUGGACUACGAAGAUUUUGAAACAUAUUACAAGAAGAUUGGAGGUAACCCUGAAAAGAAGACUGGUGAAAAGAGUGACAGUGAGAUGACAGAAAAAGAAGCAAAGAAAACUGAGAAGAAAAAUAAGAAAAAGUUAAUAGAAAGAGGACUUAAUAGUGACUUCAAAGAUCUUCUUCAGAUUAUAGCUGAUGACUAACUAUUAAGAAAAGGAAUUAUAUUUUGUACUUAUACAGAUUGAAAGUCAAUUAAAGAAAAACAUAUGAAAACUACUUAUUAUAGUGCCUGACUGUAUCCAUGUUUUUAUUUAAUCUAUCAAUCACUGAAUUAUAGUAAAUUUUGAUUUUUGCUUUGAA